Pipistrellus nathusii (Nathusius's pipistrelle) is the source of this 1035-nucleotide messenger RNA. NCBI's taxonomy places the organism in Eukaryota, Metazoa, Chordata, Mammalia, Chiroptera, Vespertilionidae. The record is from the annotation of a GenBank genome assembly.
AUGGCGGCGGAGGACGAGGACAUUGGCGAAAGGUCAGGAUGGCUAACUGGUUGGCUUCCCACAUGGUGCCCUACGUCUACAUCACAACUUAAAGAAGCUGAAGAGAAAAUUUUAAAAUGUGUCCCCUGUAUAUAUAAAAAAGAAGCUGUUCGUAUAUCUAAUGGAAAUAAAAUAUGGACACUGAAGUUCUCUUACGAUGUUCCAAAUAAGACUCCACUUGUCCUUCUCCAUGGUUUUGGAGGAGGUCUUGGACUCUGGGCACUGAACUAUGAAGAUCUUUGCACUGAUAGACCCGUCUAUGCUUUUGACCUAUUGGGCUUUGGACGAAGUAGUAGACCCAUGUUUGACAAUGAAGCGGAAGAAGUAGAGAAUCAGUUUGUGGAAUCCAUUGAAGAGUGGAGAUGUGCCCUAGGAUUGGACAAAAUGAUCUUGCUUGGACACAACCUGGGUGGGUUCUUGGCUGCUGCUUACUCACUGAAGUACCCGAAAAGGGUAAAUCAUCUCAUUUUAGUGGAGCCUUGGGGUUUCCCUGAGCGACCGGACCUUGCUGAUCAAGACAGACCAAUUCCAGUCUGGAUCAGAGCCCUGGGAGCAGUAUUGACUCCCUUUAACCCUUUAGCUGGCCUCAGGAUUGCAGGACCCUUUGGUUUAAGUCUAGUACAGCGUUUAAGACCUGAUUUCAAACGGAAGUAUGCUUCAAUGUUUGAAGAUGACACUGUGACAGAAUACAUCUACCACUGUAAUGUCCAGACUCCAAGUGGUGAGACAGCAUUCAGAAACAUGACUAUUCCUUAUGGAUGGGCAAAAAGGCCAAUGCUCCAGCGAAUCGGCAAAAUGGACCCUGACAUUCCAGUCUCGGUGAUCUACGGCGCCCGGUCCUGCAUAGACGGCAAUUCUGGCACCAGCAUCCAGUCCUUACGACCACACUCAUACGUGAAGACAAUAGCCAUCCUUGGAGCGGGGCAUUAUGUGUAUGCAGAUCAACCUGACGAUUUCAACCACAAGGUGAAGGAGAUCUGUGACACUGUGGACUGA